Molecule: messenger RNA, 806 nt
Organism: Scleropages formosus (Asian bonytongue)
Lineage: Eukaryota; Metazoa; Chordata; Actinopteri; Osteoglossiformes; Osteoglossidae
Product: methyltransferase-like 26 B
Exons: 6
Coding region: 1-618 (205 amino acids)
Source: RefSeq, a predicted model, not a curated record
AUGCUGCUCUCUCCGGCCGCCGAGCGGAACCAGGACAGCCUGCUGUCGGUGCUGUGGGAGUUGCUGGAGGACCAGUCGCACCGCGAGCUCUUCGCCCUCGAGCUCGGCUCGGGCACCGGGCAGCACGUUGUGCGCUUCGCUCGCGACCUGCCCUUCGUCACCUGGCAGCCGUCCGACAUCAAGGAGGAGUCGCGGGAAAGCAUCAGCUCCUACAUCGCCGCCACCAAGGCAAAGACGGUCCUGCAGCCCGUGCACCUCGAUGCCGGAGAACCCUGGGACAAGUGGGCGGGGCUUCCCAGGAGCUCCUGCGACAUCAUCCUGUCGAUCAACAUGCUCCACUACUGCUCCUUCCGCACCAUCGAGGGUGUCUUCAGAGGCUCCGCCGAGGUUCUGAGGACAAGUGGCUUCCUGAUGACAUAUGGGCCCUACGCCAUCAAUGGGGUCAUCACCCCCAGCAGCAACGAGGAGCUGGAUAAGACCCUGCGAGAAAAGAACCCGGACUGGGGCCUCCCGGACAUCGACGUCCUGAGACAGCUGGCGUUCGGCAACGGGCUGCGGCUGGAGAGGAUAAUCGAGAUGCCGGAGAGCAACAAAUGCCUCGUCUUCAGGAAGCUCUGAAGAGGCAGCAGGAGGAGCUUCUUUAGCUCUCCUUCCUCAUCCUGCGCAUGGUGAACGGACGUCAUGAAGGCAGAACAACAACCGAGUGGCCCGUCAUCCAUCAUGAAACACUAGUGUUACCGGGGUACCUGCUGCUCACGACCUCAUUAUAUUCGGUACUCGGCACAUUACUGAACUGAGGCAGCAGG